GAACAAAAAUCCAGAGUGAAAGUAUUUCAGGUCCAGUGAGUGCUUCUUUAUUUACCCUCAGUAAGGAGCCUGUUCCAGGAGCACUUGGGAUUUAAUUGCAGGAAAUAAGGACAGAUCUGCCUGGUGCAUGCUCACCCUUUCCCCGUUUCCCUUUGCAGCGUGCAUUGUUUUCUCUGUAUAAGUAUCCAGUGCAUAUGAUUAUAUAUAUGCUCCGCACAGCCCUGCGCAGGUGUGAGGCAUGCAUGCUGCCCAGGCACUGCCCAGCUGCUGCUGCUGCCGCCGCUGCUGCUGCUGGCUGCUCUGAGGGAUUUACCUGCUACUACUGCCUGGCCGUGGAAGGAAGGAGCAUGAGCCCGUCCCUGGGAAGAGGAUGCUUGGCUCUGCAGAAUUGAGCCAGUAACAUCCAGCUGCCAGAGACAGACACUGCUCUGAGGCGCUCACACUCACACAGGGGGGAUCUGAAUGUGCAGGUGACCGGGGCGAGGAGGCAGCAGACAGGGUCAAAGCCAGAAGCCGCUCUGUGGACUAUACAGCAUGGAAGAGAAUGACCAGAACCAUAGGGAUGCGGAGCAGCAGCAGCCAGAGUCAGGGGAUGAGUCCAACCGGGGGAUCCUGCCCCUACUCCAGGCUCCGGGGAACCACCAGCCCCAUCACCGGAUCACCAACUUCUUCAUCGAUAACAUCCUGCGGCCGGAGUUCGGGCGGAGGAAGGAAGGCGCCCCCCAGCAGGAGGAGGUCUUCCCGGGCAGCAGGGGCACGGUGGCUCGCUCUGGGGCAGAGCCCGGGCAUCACAGAGGUAGUGCCACGGAGGGAGAAGGGGGAUCCAAAGCAAUCACUGUCACGGGAGAUAAGAAAAGUGAGGUGGGCAUAGAAGGACCCCUGAAACCCAGAGGCUUGAGUGGAGGAGACCAUUCCCUGAGCUCAGACUCUGAUAGUUCACAAGCCAGCUCCACCAAUAACCAGCAGCCCAUGCUAUGGCCAGCCUGGGUCUACUGCACCAGGUACUCAGAUAGACCGUCAUCAGGUCCCAGAUCCCGCAAACCAAAGAAGAAAACAGUCAGUAAAGAAGACAAGAGGCCCAGGACAGCUUUCACCGCGGAGCAGCUCCAGAGACUGAAAGCUGAAUUUCAAACUAACAGGUAUUUGACCGAACAAAGAAGACAAAGUUUGGCCCAGGAACUGAAUCUUAACGAAUCUCAGAUUAAAAUCUGGUUUCAGAAUAAACGAGCUAAAAUUAAAAAAGCGACUGGGGGGAAAAACUCCCUGGCACUUCACUUGAUGGCACAAGGACUAUACAACCACUCCACCACUUCCAAGGACAGCAAAUCAGACAGUGAAUAAUAAAAGCGGUGGAGUGAUGCAAAGUCUUACAAUGCAAUAAUUAAAAUUAAAAAAUAAAUAAAUGAAUUUAAUCCAGUGAAAGAAUGACCAGGGCCAGUGUACAAACAAAAUACCAGCAUUCUGCUUCAAAGUGUUAUUGGGAUAAAUCCGCAAUAUUCUAUGUAAAUAUAAUUUACAGGCAAAAAGGAAACAAAAAACUAAAAAUCCAAAAUAUCCGAUCCUGAACUAUUUUUUUUGGUUUCUUUUUUGUUUUUAAAGGAACAGAUUCUCUAUCUUUACCAAUUAUUUUCUGCUUAGGCGUUUAUUUUAUACUAAGCGAUGUUCUGGGUGUUGGACGUUCAGACAGUGAAGACAUGAAGAGCUCUGCUAUAAGUCCAAAGAAUUUAACUGCUGCAUUUUUCGCACUACUGUGAAUUUAAUAAAUAGCUAAUAUUUGUCUUAUGUUUUUAUAUUAUAAUUUUUUGUGUUAUCUUAAAAUAAAAAAGCAGGAACCAUGUUUUAUUGCAUUGUAUUGAAACGUACUUUUUCUUCAGAAAAAAAGAUGUUUAAUAGUUGUGUAAAGAGUUGCAGAAUAUGAUUUAUUUAUACAUGGAGGGUUGAUAUAUAGUUUUGCACUUAGUUUUUUGUUUUGUUUGUGGUUUAAUUUUUAUUUGUCCAGGAGAGGAGAGGAGGGUGUCUCAGCAUCAGUGCCAAGGGUAGGAUGGAGGAGUGUCUGUAAACAACUUGAGAUAUCGGCUAUGAAUAUCAUUGUUUCCCUGUUGUAAUACUAGAAUGCUUCAUACGACAACAAGACAUCCAAUGAGGGUGCAGAUGCUGGUUUCACCCUGCAGCAUUCAAGCUUAACGCUCCGCCCCCUUAUUACCCAGUCACUUCCCAAAUACCCUUCCCUACCAAUGCCAAACAGCGCUGGUGCAGUCUUGUCAUAGGCGCAAACCGGUGACUAGCGUAGAAUAAAACAGUUUUGUACUGAAUGUUGACAUCUUUUCUCCAUUGCAAUAUAUACAAAACAUACAACAGAUGUAUCUAAAUGUUGUUCGUGGCUAUUUUUCUUUCUCUGACACCAGACAUGAAAUAAGUAUACCCCAGCAUCUACACACUAUAUACUGUCACACAUGCGAUUAUGUUCUCCAAUAUUGCCUAUUAAAGCAGUCGUUAGCCCCCCUUUUUUCAGGGGGGGAGGGGUGUCAAAGUUUGUGAAGACAAAUGGUAAAUAUGUACUGCAAUUAAACAAGUAUGUACUGCAGUUAAACAAAUAUGUACUGCAAUUCUACAUAGUAAGUGGCAGACAUUGCAUAUAAUGCUCUUAUCAUGGGAGUUAUGUACGAUUUACGAUCUGCUAAUAGUUUUUAACUCCACCUAGCCCAACAUUCUGCAGGUUUUCAGCCUGUUUAGCAAUAAAAGUGCUAAAUAUUGUUUCAGCAGUUUCCCCAGAUCUGGUGGGAGGUGAAGGUUGAGAGGUGGAUUCUUAAUGCAAGAAAUAAGAAGAUAAAUCCGAUAUCAUAAUUUUUAAACGAUGGAACUCAAAUACUUAUUUUCUUUAUUAGUAGCUUCUUAUUCGUCAAAAUCAAUCACAACUACAAUGUAAAUACAAUAUGUCGCCAUUAGUGUUUGUUCUGCACAGCUUAUUCUUAUUUUUACAAUGUAUUACAGUGUAAAUAAAAUGUCUCACAUUUUGAUGAAA
Pseudophryne corroboree (corroboree frog) is the source of this 3022-nucleotide messenger RNA. RefSeq names its product engrailed homeobox 2 (gene EN2). Lineage: Eukaryota; Metazoa; Chordata; Amphibia; Anura; Myobatrachidae. The record is from RefSeq and is a predicted model, not a curated record. Bases 535 to 1341 code for a protein of 268 amino acids. Gene Ontology annotation, cellular component: nucleus. Gene Ontology annotation, biological process: multicellular organism development; neuron differentiation; regulation of transcription by RNA polymerase II. The transcript has 2 exons. Gene Ontology annotation, molecular function: RNA polymerase II cis-regulatory region sequence-specific DNA binding; DNA-binding transcription factor activity, RNA polymerase II-specific.